CUUACGUACAAAUUUCUCGGAUUCCUUUUCUUUUCAAUUCUUCCCCCCCUCUCUCUCUCUCUCUGUCUGUCUCUCUCUCUCAAUCAAACCCAUCAAUGGCAGCAGUAGUCACAAAUAUCGGCAUUGUCGACCACCAGUUACCGGAAGACACCCACAACCUCUACGACGUAACCCUGUUCACCGAUCGAAUCAAAACACUCGUCACUCGGUCUCCCUUCCUGGUUGACUCCUGGAUCUCCGAAAUCACAGCCAUCCAUCGACGCCGACUCCACCGCCUCAUCGUCGGCCUCGACAUCGAGUGGCGACCCAACGACCGUUACAGUGAUAACCCCGCCGCCACUCUCCAACUCUGCGUGGGCCGCCGAUGCCUCAUCUUCCAACUCCUCUACUCCCCUGAAAUCCCCCAAUCCCUCAUCGACUUCCUCAACAACCCUAUCUACACUUUUGUGGGUGUGGGUAUUAACAGCGAUGUCGAGAAAUUGAUCGAGGAUUAUGGGUUGUCUGUGGCGACUACUGUUGAUCUUCGCACCUUGGCGGCAGACUGCGGCAUGACGGAGCUUCGCAAUGCGGGGUUGAAGACCAUGGCGAGAGAGGUUCUGGGGAAGGUGAUUGAGAAGCCGCAGAGGAUUACGAGGAGUAGGUGGGACAAUGAGUGGCUCUACCCUGAACAGGUACAGUAUGCUUGCAUUGAUGCUUUUCUUUCUUUUGAGAUUGGAAGGUGUUUUAAUGCAUCUGAGUAUUAGAUAUUGGAAGAGUAUCGUGGUUUUUUUUUAGAUUUGUAAUCUGAAUGGGGUUGGGGUUUGAUGGAGAUUUACUAUGGUUUUGUUUAUAUUGGGAUCUCUGUUUGAUGGAUUUGGAUGGUGGGUUUUGUUUACUAUAUGAUUUGCAAUUUCGAUAUGUUUGAUGAUUACGUGAUA
This is a messenger RNA of Camellia sinensis, 917 nucleotides long. RefSeq names its product 3'-5' exonuclease. The record is from RefSeq and is a predicted model, not a curated record. Lineage: Eukaryota; Viridiplantae; Streptophyta; Magnoliopsida; Ericales; Theaceae. Gene Ontology annotation, cellular component: cytoplasm; nucleus. Gene Ontology annotation, molecular function: nucleic acid binding; 3'-5' exonuclease activity. Gene Ontology annotation, biological process: nucleobase-containing compound metabolic process.